AUGAGCACCACAACCAACAGUGGUGUUGAAUUCGUAACGCCACUACCAAAAACCGAACUGAAUGAAGCAACUGCAGCCAUGUUUCAUGAGCUAAUUGCUGCAGCCUCUCAGAUUCCAGGGCAUGCCAAUAAUAACACGGAAGAAGAGGUCCAGCGAGCGUGUGAAGAAUUCAAUGUCAGACUGAUUCAAGCCCUGACAGAGAAUCCAGUGCUGGCAAGGGUGGUUGGCAGCAGUGACUCGUUGUUGUUUAUUAUGGCAUACGUACUAUGGGUUGCGGCAUUGAAGAUAUCACCCCCCCUUCAUAUCAUUGCGGGGCACGAUUGUCAUUAUCAACUAAUGUGUUGGAUUGCCGAGACCCAUCCUUGGGUGUUGGAUCAUACCACUACUGCUGUGGCAAACCGGCGCCCUCCUGUCUUUGAUUUUCUUGGACAAUAUACUGCGGCCAAUUCCAACUGUUCGGCAUCCACCGUGCGUCGUUUUUUCCAAGCCUACCCCAAAGGUCUUGCUCAAAAGAACAGCCCCCGCUACCACGGAUAUACUGCGUUAGCUUCCAUCCUCGGGGGCGCCACGGAAUGCAAUGCCGAUCUCUUUCGGUGGAUGGCGGAGCAACAUCCACGGGGCAUGACAUACAAGACUAUGGGCUAUUCGGUUCUGGGCCUCGUUUGUGCCGGUUUGCAAGAGUUUUCACACUACGGCAAUGAUUCCGUCGAAAUCAUCCAAUACUUGAUCCAAACAUGCCCCAAACUCGUCAGCCAAAAAUCAUUGCAUCAGGGGAAUCUGCCCAUCCAUGCCCUGGUCAAGAAAUGCAAUCGCCUCGAGGUUCAAAAUGCAGUCAUUCUCUUGUUGAAGGCUUUUCCAGAGUCUUAUAACAUGCCCUCGGAAUUGAAUGGAAAAGCUCCCAGCGAAUAUCCUUUCAUUGAACAAAUCAUGCCAUUGAUUGCCAAGGAGAUGGAACUCACAGGAUCCAUCUCUCUGUUGAAAGAUUUAUCAAUGAACUUUUACAAGGCCAUUUCAGAUGUCAGCAGCAGCAACAACAACAACAACAACAACAAUCCUCUCCUACACAAGGUUGCCAAUGUUUUGGAUUCUUGGUGCAAGGAUUGUGUGACCAUUAUCGAGGUUGACCAAUUACAAGGACUACCAGCUCAAAUUUUGGCCGUCCAGUACCGGUACGACUUUGUAGGUUCCGACGUGGAAUCAUCAUCCGAUGAGGAGGAGCAAGCAAUUUUUUGA
This is a messenger RNA of Cylindrotheca closterium, 1233 nucleotides long. NCBI's taxonomy places the organism in Eukaryota, Bacillariophyta, Bacillariophyceae, Bacillariales, Bacillariaceae. The record is from the annotation of a GenBank genome assembly.